AUGCAACAACCGUUUUCUUCUCUAUCAUCAUCCUCACUUUCUGAUGCUAGCAAGAGCAAUCAUGGAAUCGGAAAGGAAACCUUGAAAAUCAUUCUGAAAAAACUAAAUCAACAACUUCAUCACGAGUUUUUCGACAGUGCUACGGAGAUUGGCUCUCUGAUGAUCAGCAGUUGUUUCAAUACUAUUGUCGGAGAUGUUAAUUCUCGGAAUGAAUUGAUUGAAGGCAUAUCGCCAUACAACACUUCUUGGAGUAUUAACAAGUGUGAAUUUUGUGUGGACAAUUUGGCAAAUACAGUACUAGUUUCUUUCAAAGAAAAAUAUAAAGCAAGCUCCGCUCUAAGCGAAGAAGCAGAAUGGUUGCAAAUAUUUGUGGACUUGCUGGUUGUGUACUCCAGAGCGUUGAUUGGAAAUUCAGAGGUGAUGCGAGCAAAGCAAUAUCUAAGUCAGGCUGUAACGAUUUCUUCAUAUUUAUUGGAUUAUUUGUCAUCCAAGACGCCAGAUGACAAGAAAAAACAUUAUUAUAUUUGUGACAUUCUUGCAGACGCCUGUUUAAAGAAUAACCUAGAAGAUGAAGCAGAGAUUCAUUUAAAAUCAAUACCAAAAGAGUUUAGAAGUGUAAAAAACUUUAUGAAAUUAGGAGAUAUUUACAUGAAGAAAGAUAAAAGCAAGGAGGCUGUCGCCUGUUACCAAGAGGUGUUAAAAAUGGAUAAAUAUGCAAUAUCAGCUGUAGAGAAGCUCAUUAAACUUGGCCUUCCUGAAGACAAGAAGAAAAAUCUUACGGAUUACUACAAGAAAGAAGAAUGGUUGGCAAAGCUCGUGGAUGUCAAAUAUUAUGCACACAAUAAUCAACAUGAAAAAUUAAUGCCCUCGCUCAAGUACUUGGAAAAGUCAUUUCCUAACAACGUUGGGCUUCAAUUGAGUUUAGCAGAUUGCUAUGAUCAAUUAUCAAAAUACAAUGAGGCAUUGGAUCUCUUCAAACAAUGCUAUAAAAUGGAUGGAUAUACAGAUUUAAAAACGAGCACCUAUGCCACACUUUUGCAAACUACAGGUCAUCCUUUAGAGCUUCAAACACUUUCUCAACGAUUAUUAACAACGAAUAAGGGAUCUGCAGAGAGCUGGUUGGUCAUGGGAAUUUACUACACAUCAAGAAGUACUCUACUAGCAGUGGCAGGUGGAGAUGAAAAUACAGAGAGAAACAAACUUUCAUUCCAACACAACAUGGAAAUGGCAAUACGAAGCGUAGAUAAGGCUUUAGAAUUGAAUAGCGCUUUUGUACUGGCAUAUUUAUGGAAGGGACAUUUACUAUUAAUGAAUCAGCAGUAUGCAAAAGCCAUUAUGGUCUACAAGCAAGCAAAAACUAUUUCAAAGGAUAUCAGGAUAUUCCAAGGACUAGUGAAAGCAUAUUUAGCGUUACCUCAACAUUUCCAAGAUGCUCUUAACGCUGCACGAAUCGCACAAAAACACUACAACUCUAAGAAUGAUUACAAGCCACACAUACUAUUAGGCAGUGUCUAUACGAUGAAAGAAGAACUUCAUGAUAAUGCACAAAAAGAGUUUGACCUUGCCCUCAAGAUAUGUCAAGAAACAGAUAAUGAAUUUGGAAUGGAAGAGGCACUUCUAGGAAAGGUAGAAUUAGAUAUCAAGAGACAACAAUUUGAUUCUGCCAUCAAAACUUUACAAUCUCAAAAUCUUAAACAGAAUACUGACAGUAUUCAAACCAAACUUGGACAAAUCUAUUUGUAUCAACAACGUUUUGAAGACGCUUUUCAAUGCUUCCAUAAGGCACUCUCGCUGAAUCGAUUUAAUGAAAUUGCACGACAGGAAUUACUGAAACUUGAAGAAGCACCAGCUGAAGAAGAGGCUGAGGAAGAAUAUGACAUGUAA
Molecule: messenger RNA, 1884 nt
Organism: Naegleria lovaniensis
Lineage: Eukaryota; Heterolobosea; Eutetramitea; Acrasida; Naegleriidae
Exons: 2
Coding region: 1-1884 (627 amino acids)
Biological process (GO): cell division
Molecular function (GO): protein binding
Source: RefSeq, a predicted model, not a curated record